Lotus japonicus is the source of this 1659-nucleotide messenger RNA. RefSeq names its product protein IQ-DOMAIN 33. Lineage: Eukaryota; Viridiplantae; Streptophyta; Magnoliopsida; Fabales; Fabaceae. The record is from RefSeq and is a predicted model, not a curated record. Bases 158 to 1324 code for a protein of 388 amino acids. Gene Ontology annotation, molecular function: protein binding. The transcript has 6 exons.
UGUCACUUGACUUUAUUACUUUAUCCAAGUUCUAAUAAUGUAGCCUUCCUCCACCAUAUGCACAUGUGCAUUGGCAUAUUAAUUAUAUAGUUACGUUGGGGACAAUGCCUUUGGGAAUUUGCAAAAGUUUUUCUCUUCUGAAAUUGGUAACCUAGAGAUGGGUUUCACUAGGGUGCUGGUUAGAAGUGUCUUCUCCAAAAACCGUGCUCUUGGGUCUCAUGAAAGCAAAGUGAGGCGAAAUUCUGCUGAAAAUAGAAGAUGGGUAUCUGUUAGAUCAUAUUUGUGUGGCGAUGAAUUCAAUUCAGUUCUUGCAGUGGAAGAUUCAGCUUCAGUUAAUAGCUCUGAGAUUACUAUUACACAAGGGGACUUGAGUUCUGAUAAAGGAGACACUGGGAGUGAAGAAACUGUAGAGAAUGUAACACAGAAAUUGGAAAAUUCAAACUCCAAAUCAUUGAAUGAGGAAGAAGCAGCUUUCAUUAUUCAGUCAGCAUAUAGAGAAUUCCUGUUGAGGCGUAAAAAUGAAGAAACCAUCAGAUCGAAAACUGGUGAAGAGGAGCUCAAUUUAGCAACAAAAAGUCCAGACAGAAAUUCCAUGGCAACAUCAAUAGAAGUCCAAACUGGGAACUCCAUUGAAGUUUUCUCAGUGGAAGGAGAAAAAAUGAGCAUUUACCAUAGUAUUCAGCGCAGGACCAGCACUAAAGUAAUAAAGCAAAAGGAAGAUUGGGAUGACAGCACAGUGAGUAGCUAUGUCUCAAAAAAGAGGAUGCAGAGCAGAAUGGAGGCAUCAACCAGGAGGGAAAGAGCACUGGCUUAUGCUUUCUCACAACAGCUGAGAAUCUGUUCAAAGAGAAAACCAACAAAACAUAACGACAUGGAACCAAACAUGAGCUGGAGUUGGCUUGAACGGUGGAUGGCAACCCGGGUUCCGGAAACCUCAUCAGUUGAAAGCCAUGCUGUUCAGGAGUAUGAUCCUUUUCAAAGCAAUGACAAAUUCACAAUCAAAGCAAGAUUUUUAGAUGUUGCUGGAGAAGAAAAGGAGAGUUGUGGAUCAAAUGAAGUGCCCUUUCAUUUUGAUAGCUAUUCAAUAAAAUCACAAGAAGAAAAAGUUAGCUUCAAACCAACAACAACAAAGAGUACUAAUUUUAAAGCUAGGAGAACUGUCUCAAGGCGGAAAACAGUACCAAGUUAUCAAUUCCAUGAAGAGCAACAAAAGGUCAGCAAGAAAGAUGGUUCAGGCAAUGCAAGCAAGGAUAUUAAGGAAAAAGAAAAAGGAAGUAGGAAGCAAGACAGAAAUUACAUUCAGCUCCCACAAAGCUUUGAAUGAGUGACUUCUUACAUUAAUCUGCCAAAUAAAUUCAGCUGUGUCUAGUAUUGAGUAUGAAGCAAGAGAAGACAGAAAUGACAUUUAGCCUCCUCAAAGCUUCUAAUGAAUGACUUACUACAUUAAUCUGCCAAAUAAGCUCAACUCAUGUGUCUAGUAGACUAGUAUUGAUGAGAUGUAAUGGUUGGAUUUUCUUGUACAGUCUUGACUCCCACCAUCCUGUGUUGUGUGUACCAUUUCUCUUCACUACAUGUGUUAAAACCAGAACUCUGUUUCUUAAAUAAAUGGUAGAAGGUUAAAUUUUCAACAGCUGUGAAUGGAUAAAAGUUAUUGAUCAA